CGGGCUGAGACCUAUUGGCCUAUAAAUUUGUACGCCACUCAAAGAGAUUUUAACAGUUCACAACGAGUUUGGUACACGGUCAGUUCGGUAUUAGCUGAUCUUCUAAUUUUCUACUCGCGUUACUCGGUUUGAAUACGAUACGGUCAGUCAUUAUAUAAUUGGGUGUGGAACGAUGAAAUUGUGCUUGAUACUUGCGGUUUGUGUCCUGGCGACACUGACGCCACCCACACAAGCCCUCUUGGGCGCCAAGUUGGCCCUACUGGGUUUGGGUAGAAAUCUAAUCGGCGGCGGUGAUGGUGGCAACGGUGGCGGCUAUGGCAGCGGCAACUAUAACGGUGGCUACUACGCACAGCAGAAUCGUCCCGUUUACAAUGGCGGUUACGGCGGCGGCUAUGGUGGCGGUUAUGGCUACGGACGUCAGUCAUACGCCGGCAACUACAAUUAUGGUGGCUACAGCAACGGUGGCGGUUACGGCGGUAGCAACGGUGGUGAAAAAGUUGUGCGUAUCAUCAAAGUCAUUGUGCCCAAUGAGAACGUCGUCACUACGUCGAACCAAGCCAGCGGUUACACAAGUGGGGGUUACUCAAGUGGUGGUUACUCAAGUGGUGGAUACUCUAGUGGCGGAUACUCAAGUGGUGGCGCCUCAAGCGGUGGUUACUCCACUGGUGGUUGGGUCCCAAUUCCGGCACCGACACGUACAGUAGUACAAGCCCCACCAGCACCAGUACCCGUCCAAACUACAUAUUACUCAGCGCCUGCACCACAACCUGUCGUACAAGUGGCUCCAGCUCCAGCUCCAGUACCGGCACCGGCACCUCAGCCCAUCCAGUAUACGACAAACGUUGCACAAACUUAUGAGUACAGACAAUCUGCGCCACAGCCCGCCCCAAUUCAAGUGCAAGCCCCGCCAGCUCCCGUGGCCGUGCCCGUACAACCCACCUACAUUUCAGCACCUGCACCACGUCCCGUCGUUCGCGUAGUCCCCGCACCGCAACCCGUGCAAGUCUAUCAACCACCCUCAGUUGUGCUGCAACCGCCUGCACCACAACCCAUUUCACUACCCGCUCAAACAUCGGAAAUCGUGAAAACAAUUAAGAUCGUCGUCGAUGAGGAUAAUAACGCCCAGCAAGGUGACUUUAAUGGUGUGCCAGCCCAAACCUAUGGUCCUCCACCACCACCACCGCAACCGCUGCCACAGCCCCUUUCACAGCCUGCGCCACAAGCCGGUUGGAGCAGCAGCAGUUCGUCGGAUGGUUGGAAUAAUGGCUACAAGAGCGGUGGCAUCUGGGAGAAGAUUGGUUGUUAGCCAAUUGGAAACUAUAACUUUUUAGUCAAAACCGUUAACAAUUUUAUUUUAUAUACCUUAGUCUUAUUUACUCAAUUUGUCUGUGUCAUACCAAACUGCCGUGUUCUUGAAGAUUGUUUGCUUACGAAUAAAGUUCGAUAUUCUUUUUGAAACUGCUUUUAAGAAA
Bactrocera dorsalis (oriental fruit fly) is the source of this 1472-nucleotide messenger RNA. Its product is annotated as skin secretory protein xP2. The record is from RefSeq and is a predicted model, not a curated record. The transcript has a single exon. Bases 173 to 1306 code for a protein of 377 amino acids. NCBI's taxonomy places the organism in Eukaryota, Metazoa, Arthropoda, Insecta, Diptera, Tephritidae.